This is a messenger RNA of Pteropus alecto (black flying fox), 1010 nucleotides long. RefSeq names its product olfactory receptor 7D4. Gene Ontology annotation, molecular function: olfactory receptor activity; G protein-coupled receptor activity. Gene Ontology annotation, cellular component: membrane. NCBI's taxonomy places the organism in Eukaryota, Metazoa, Chordata, Mammalia, Chiroptera, Pteropodidae. The transcript has a single exon. The record is from RefSeq and is a predicted model, not a curated record. Gene Ontology annotation, biological process: G protein-coupled receptor signaling pathway. The coding region runs from base 1 to 939 and encodes 312 amino acids.
AUGGAAGCAAGGAACCAAACAGCUAUUACAAAAUUCAUCCUUCUAGGGCUUUCAGAAGAUAUGGACCAGCAGCCCUUCCUCUUUGGGCUGUUCCUCUACAUGUACAUAGCCUGUGUUAUAGGAAACCUGCUCAUCAUCCUGGCUAUCAUCUCUGACUCCCACCUCCAUACUCCCAUGUAUUUCUUCCUCUCCAACUUGUCCUUCACUGACAUCUGUUUCACCUCCACCACCAUCCCAAAGAUGCUAGUGGACAUCCAAACACAGAACAAAGACAUCACGUAUAAAGGCUGCCUUACUCAGAUGUAUUUCUUUAUGGUUUUUGCUGGGCUAGAUAACUUGCUCCUGACAGUGAUGGCUUAUGACAGGUAUGUGGCCAUCUGUCACCCCUUGCACUACACAGUCAUCAUAAACCCUCGCCUUUGUGGUCUACUGCUUCUGCUGUCUUGGUUAAUCUGCUUGACAUAUUCUUUGUUGCAAAGUUUGAUGGUUUUGAGAGUGUCCUUCUGCAAAGUGAUAGAAAUCCCCCACUUCUUCUGUGAACUUGCUCAGAUCCUCAAGCUUGCCUGCUCUGACACCCUUGCCAAUGACAUCCUGCAAUAUUUUGUAACUAGCCUGCUGGGUAUUAUUCCCUUGACUGGGAUUAUUUUCUCUUAUUCUAGAAUUUUCUCCUCCAUAAUGAGCAUUUCAUCUUCUGGGGGGAAGUAUAAAGUAUUUUCCACCUGUGGGUCUCACCUCUCAGUCGUCUCGUUGUUCUAUGGUGCUGGCCUUGGAGUCUACCUCACUUCUGGAAUAGCCCAGCCCUCCAGAAAGGGUUCAAUGGCCUCAGUGAUGUAUGCAGUGGUUGCUCCCAUGCUGAACCCCUUCAUCUACAGUCUGAGGAACAGGGACAUGAAGGAGGCUCUGAGGAGACUUUUCAUCAGAGGAGCUUACUCUCGGUGAGAUCACAGAAGUUGAGGACAGACAAUAGAGAUUGGAAGUGCUGAUAAUUAGUGUUCCUGAAUAUGUAAUCU